CUCGCCAGUUGCUGCAUCUACCUCGGUAAUCUCGGUAUAGUCAGUAAUGAUCCAACUCUCAAGACGGCAAGUUCGAACGACAAGUGGCAAACUCUAACAAGUGUGAGAGAAAGGUUUCAAAGUUUUGCAAGUGAGAAGUGCACCGCAGAAACGGCAGCGACAAAGAUUCCCGAGAAUUUCAGUUAGCCAUGGGGGUUGCCAUGACUUCCGUGGUAACAGUCGCAUGGAUUUUGUUGGUAACAACGACUGCUGCGGAAGACUGUUCAACCGAUGCUGAUUGUUUUCAACAUCAGUAUUGCUACGAAACGUCCAAAAAGUGCGUCAACUAUACGGAGUGUGCCUUAUUUGACAGGCAGAAAGGCCAAAAACUAGCCCGCGAUGCCAAGCAAUGUGGUCCUUGUCUUCCGGGUUUUUCCGCUGAAGUCAAGACGGACGGUCACGAAUCAGAUACGUGCAAGAAAAAUGAAGCAAAUCAGUAUUCGUACAGCACUCGUAUAGUAUGCGGAAUAAUCGUGUGUAUCGUAAUUAUUGCUAUCGUCGCUUACGUUAUAUACUUCGUGGUUAAAUCGAAAUGUUGGGAAAAACUUUCAACAUGUGGUUUCGAACGUACAGUUUCGGUGAUAAAACCGACUGCUCCUCCGGCAUCAUCAAAUAACAAUGAUUAUGGGGAUAUGUAUGAACUGCGUAUACCGCUGCAAGCAAAUGGAUCUACUAAUUAUCCCGGUGCUGUGAAGGAACAUUAUAAGCCAGUGAAGGCGCAAGCCUUUCAGGCACCAGAAUGGGUUAAUACAGAUGCAAAUUAUGAUUCUCAAGAAAGCCCGGCAGCGCUAACAACGACUUUAGAAAUACAAGAUGAAGAAACAAUCCAGAGUAAUUGGACGCCUGGACAAAUUACUUCACCCACUGUCACCGAUAGACCGUUUGCGAGUAUUUCCGCUGAACAGGCUGAGAACACAACGAAUACGGCCCUAGACCUUGUUACUCGGUGUCCUAUCCCUUCAUCUUCCGGUCAAGAACGUAGAGAAAAUAGCGGACCGUCGGCCACACCACCACGCCCUGAACAUAGUAACGCUAAUCCAAAUCCGCCCUCUGCCACCUUCAUUUCGGCCAAUGUUAAUUUAAACGUGAUAAACUCGGGAUGCUGCUCAAAUAGCCAUAAAUGAAUUAUUUACUACUGGCAGGAUGCGCAAUUUGUUAUUAUUAUAAUUGAUUGUAACGGUGCUUUCGAUAUUUGAAAUUUUUAAUUUUUUACCGUCAUCGUUAUGUUACUCCUAAAUUUUAUCAGUAUUAGAAGGGAAAAAAAUCAUUUGUACAUGCCAGCGUAUAGGUUUCAUUCCGAAAUGGAUUUAUAAUUUCAAAUAAGCUGAAUAUUGCUCCAAAAUGAUGUUGCACUUUUGAAUUGAAUUAAUUGAAAAAUUUAUCACGAUGUAGUAGUGGAAUUGAAUACAUAGUUUAUUUUUUGUUUUUAUUUUUUGUUUUUAUAAUUAUGUGUCAAAGAAAUUUAAUACUUAAAAAUCCACUACAUUCCUUUUUUUUAGUUCCCAUGUUUAACUGAGAUGUUUGAGGUUGAAAUAUGAUUGCAUCAUUUUUACGAAUAAUUUCUUUGUUACUUAUUUAUUGCGUUUAGGAAUAGGAACUGACUUAAUAUGUAUUACAUCACAUGAACAAAAAUAUUAUGUACCAUCAAAUGGUAUAUGAAAUCAAUAAAUAAUUAACAUUUAUGUGAUGAAUUAAGUUGACACUUUGAUUCUACACGCUUGCGAAAUACAACUUUUAAUCCCUACUUCAAGUAAUAAUGUUUUGUUCUAGAUAUUCAGGUAUGUUCAAUUAAAAUAAAGCGCUAUUUUUUUUUUACAGCACAUCGAGAUUUAUUUUCAUGCAUUUUUGAACUAUUUUUAUAGGGAAAAAAAAAAAAAUAAAAUGGAUAUAAAACUGAAUGCUUAGGUAACAACAUUAACAGCAUUAGGUUCAAACAAGACUUGAGAGACUAGAUAACUCAAACAGACUUGUGAUAUCUUUUUCUACUUUCUUCAAAAUUCCUGUUCAAUCUUUUUCUCUUAUACUGACAAUUCGGUUGAACUCAUCAGUGAACGAAGAGUUUAUUAAUUCAACAUACCUAAAUUCUUAAAAAAAAGUAUUAUUACUUGAGGGGGGAAUCUAAAAUAUAUAUUUCGCAGGCCAGUGUUAUUUGCUCAAAUCGUCGUUAAUCGCUGUUUGAUAUUGCAUAAUUAAUAAAUUCUUUCCACACAUUUUUUUUUUUUUAACUGAAAAUACUUUCAAGCGUGAAUGUGUGGAAACAAUGAUCUCACGUGAUGCGAGCCAGAUAAAUGAGAUGUAACAUUUGAUGGCUUUGUGUUAUCAAAUACUAAUAACAAUAAUAAUUACAAUUACCAGUUCAUAAUUUUACUUAAUACUCGUGAUCAUGCAUUCAAAUCGUUCAAGCAGGAAGGGAAAUUGCGGUCAUGUUUUCCUUUUCUACUAUUAUAACGUAGGCAAAAUUCACGACUCAGAUCAUUGCCAAUGAUAUAGUCGGUUGACGUUCGCGAUGGUAUGAUCAAUAAAAUAAACUUGGUUAAAGAAAUAAAAAUUUUGGAAUUCCUCAUCAGGCUCCAUUGUGAUUCCAACUUUUCUUAAAGUAUUUUACUUUAGCGUCGAAAAUCCAGUCCACGGAUUCUUUCACUUGCUAUUUUAUAGUUUUGCUCAUUGUUCAAUAUAAUCACUGUAUGAUGGUGAAUAAAUAUUCUAGGCUGAAAGCUUUGAUCUGCGAUUCACGAAGAAUCUAAAGUAAAUUUAUGAAAUUAUACUUAAUUAUAUGAGAUUAGUGUGCCAUAUGUUAAUUUAAUGUAAAACUAAUUCUCUCGGUGACCCCUAAUUUUGAUGCACUGAUUUUUUAUAGCACGAAACAAGAAUUCUCAUACGGUUUGAAUUUUUACAACAUAAGAUGAAGAAAUGUGUAGCCAUGCAAGUGUAUGCAUGAUAUGUCGUGUGUAUUCAAAUUUAUAAUUUAUCAGAAGUACUGACGUAAUGACAUAAUAUAAUUAAUUUUUCCUCGUCAGUUACGCCGUACAUUAGCUCAUAUAUACUGUUACACGUAUUUUGGGAAUGUUGGAAUGUGAUGAAUGAAUCUGUACGUGGUCGUAUUGAAUUCUCCAAUAUUUUAAAAUUUUAAUAAUUAAAUUUGUCACCGUUUAUUUAUAUGUAAGAAAUAAUUAUUAAAAUAAUUAUGCAAAACGAA
This is a messenger RNA of Neodiprion virginianus, 3235 nucleotides long. RefSeq lists its product as uncharacterized. The transcript is spliced from 7 exons. Bases 189 to 1163 code for a protein of 324 amino acids. Lineage: Eukaryota; Metazoa; Arthropoda; Insecta; Hymenoptera; Diprionidae. The record is from RefSeq and is a predicted model, not a curated record.